UCGGAGCCAGGCGCUUAGUCCGCACGCCGCAGCCGAUAGCGCGGCCGCGCGCUGCUCGCGUCAGUUGAACGAACAACCGCGUAAAAAUACGAUCACGGUGUUAAGGAUACUGUUUAAAAUCGCGAGUGUUUAAGUGUUAAAAUGCGGCGGAACGUGAAGAUUGUUUUCGGUCUGGGCGCUGCCUGGAUGUUCGCCCUGUUCUAUUACAUGCAGCCUGAUACGACACAAACUAAGGAAGAAAAUAUAGCACUUCGACUCAUAAAACAGCACUCAGAUAUAGAGGAGCCUGAGAGCAGCCCCGCUUCUCCCGAGGAGUACACGGGGAGCACAGGGAAGUACUUCGACGAAGCGGGAUAUGUCGCGGGAGGUGCGAAGGACAACGACCCCUACGUGCGGAAUCGAUUCAAUCAGGCUGCGUCUGACAACUUAUCCAGUAACCGCGCCGUUCCAGACACGAGGAACGCCAUGUGCCGACUAAAAAAAUACGAUGAAGAUCUGCCCGAAACCAGUGUUAUCAUAACCUUCCACAACGAAGCGCGGUCCACGCUCCUACGCACCAUCGUUAGUGUGCUGAACAGAAGUCCGGAACAUUUGAUAAAAGAAAUUAUCCUCGUCGACGACUUCAGCGAUAAUCCCGAGGACGGCGCUGCACUGCGGGCGAUACGCAAAGUCCACGUAAUACGAAACUCCAAACGGGAAGGUCUCAUGAGAUCUCGAGUUCGAGGCGCUGAUGCUGCAACCGCACCAGUUCUCACCUUCCUCGAUUCUCAUGUAGAGUGCAAUGUACACUGGCUGGAACCACUGUUGCAGAGAAUUAAAGAGGACCCAACACGCGUGGUAUGUCCAGUCAUCGACGUAAUCAGCAUGGACACUUUCCAGUAUAUCGGCGCGUCGGCGGACCUGCGGGGAGGUUUCGAUUGGAACUUGGUGUUCAAGUGGGAAUAUCUAUCACAUGCGGAACGAAGCACGCGUCUCAGUGAUCCAACGCAAGUCAUAAGAACACCGAUGAUAGCUGGAGGACUCUUCAGUAUGGAUAGAAAAUAUUUCAACAAGCUCGGCAAAUACGACAUGAGAAUGGAUGUGUGGGGCGGUGAGAACUUGGAGAUUUCGUUUAGGGUAUGGCAGUGUGGCGGGUCACUAGAAAUAGUACCUUGCUCACGCGUCGGUCACGUAUUCCGCAAACGCCACCCAUACACUUUCCCUGGCGGCUCGGGGGCUGUAUUCGCUAGGAACACUAGACGAGCAGCUGAAGUCUGGAUGGAUGACUACAAGGAACUGUAUUAUCGAUCACAACCUCUCGCCAAACAAGUUGAUUAUGGAGAUAUAUCAGAACGUGUCGCCAUUCGUGAGAAGUUACACUGCAAACCAUUCAGCUGGUAUCUAGAACAUGUAUAUCCAGAACUUCAAGUUCCUGCGUUAGGAGGUGCGUCUUACGCCAUCAGACAGGGACCAAGAUGCUUGGAUACAAUGGGUCAUCUUGUUGACGGCACUUUGGGGAUGUACCCCUGCCACAACACCGGUGGCAACCAAGAGUGGCGUUUCGAAAACGGUCUCAUCCGGCACCACAGCCUCUGCAUCUCUCUGUCACCGGAUGACAGAGUGACGGCCAUCCUAGCGGCUUGUGACCCGUCCGAUGACGCUCAGCUGUGGCGGAGGCGCGGCCUCCUCAUCAGGCACGCGAAACUGGACGCGUGUUUGGACUCAGACCGAGCGGCACUUUAUUUAAAACAGUGUGAUGACGAAAAAUUAAGUCAACAGUUUACCUUUUAAAAGUAAAAAUAAACCUUAGGGUGCGUUUAUAAUGAAAUACUUGGAAAUUUCUGUUAGCAACUGUUUGUAAUUCUUCAGAAAAUCACCAAUAACUAUCAUUACUGUAUUUUUUUAAUUGUAUUAUAUUACAACAAAGUAGGCACCUCUUUGUGGAUAUCACAAAGUUGCCCAUGUUCCUUUAGUAGAGACGCAGCUUAUUAUAAUUAGGAAAAGUUGAUUUAGUUUUCGCGUCUUUAAGUUACACAUAAAAAGAAGUAUUAAUGAAAAAAAGAAAAACGGUGAAAUUACAUAAAAAUCUUUUGAUCAGUAUUUAUUUCUGUCUGUAAACUUUAUAUGCAAAGUCUUAAACAAAUAAAUAAUAGUGCCUUGGAUAUAUAAUUCGUGAUCAAGUGCCACACUCACUAGCAUUACUAUACAUAUGAAAAAUAUAUUACCUAACUUUUAAUUUUCAGAAGUAAGAUAAAAAACCAGUUUAAUUUUUCUCUUUGCAAAAAAAAAAACAUUCCAUGAAUGUAUUCGAAUUAUUUUUAUAAGCGUUCAGUUAAGUGAUAUAUAGUUUUAAGUUUUAAUUUUUUAUAUACAACAUUACAUAAUUUUCAUUCUCACUGAUUAUAUCAAAUGUAUAUUAUAUCUACAAGUAACGAUUCCGUAUUUGCGUCAGGUUACU
Molecule: messenger RNA, 2437 nt
Organism: Vanessa atalanta (red admiral)
Lineage: Eukaryota; Metazoa; Arthropoda; Insecta; Lepidoptera; Nymphalidae
Product: polypeptide N-acetylgalactosaminyltransferase 2-like
Exons: 10
Coding region: 142-1770 (542 amino acids)
Cellular component (GO): Golgi apparatus
Source: RefSeq, a predicted model, not a curated record